Aspergillus chevalieri is the source of this 1386-nucleotide messenger RNA. RefSeq names its product phosphatidylinositol-3-phosphate-binding ubiquitin-protein ligase. The coding region runs from base 1 to 1386 and encodes 461 amino acids. The record is from RefSeq and is a predicted model, not a curated record. Gene Ontology annotation, molecular function: metal ion binding. NCBI's taxonomy places the organism in Eukaryota, Fungi, Ascomycota, Eurotiomycetes, Eurotiales, Aspergillaceae. The transcript has a single exon.
AUGGAACGACGGAGAGCGGAUACCCUCAGUGCGCCGGAUCGCAAGAGAUCGAGGCUAGCUCUCUCAGACGGCGAGCCAUCAUCAUCAUCAUCAUCGUCAUCGUCAACUUCCAGGGCAGGCUCAUCCUUCACGACACCCAUUGACCUCACCUCGUCCCCCCCAUCGCCUCCCCGACAACCAUCACGCCCGCGUGCACCCCCGCGUCCCCCGAGCCAAAGCCAAAGCCAAUGGCCCCCCAGCGACGGAACGGAUUACAUGGAAUACGUGCGUCCGCGAUGGCAGCCAGACGAUGAAGUGGAUGAGUGUCCAAUUUGUGAGGUGCCAUUUAGUUUCUGGUACCGCAAGCAUCAUUGUCGGAAAUGCGGGCGCGUGGUGUGUGCGUCGUGCUCGCCGCACCGGAUUACGAUUCCUAGACAGUAUAUUGUUCGGCCGCCGGCUAUGCAUCGGCCGUCUGUGCCUGCGACGUUUGUGCCUAUUCGUGUGGCUGAUGGGGGUGGCGAUAGAGACGGGGAUAGGAAUGGAGAUGGGCAUACUGCUGCUGGUGCUGGUGUUGGUGGUAGUGAGGGCGAGGCUGUUUCGCCUGCGGCGAUCAAUCCAGCGCUGGGAGGAGGCGAGGAGGUGCGGUUGUGUAAUCCGUGCGUGCCGGAUCCGAACCCUGAACCGCCGCGCGUGUUUGUGCAGCCGAAUCCGCCGCGCCAUCGCUCGUAUCAUUCGAUGUCUGUGCCAAGACAGCGGUCGUCGUAUGGCGUUGGCGUUGGAGUUGGCAUACCCGCUGGUGAAAGUUCCUCGCGCCCGGGGCGGAGGACUGUCGGGUCCAACGACUACCCAUGUUUCGGUGGAUUAGGGAAUCUCUUCGGUGGAAGUGGCAGUUACCAAGAACGACCGCCGCGGUUUGGUUCCUUGCCCAGUAGUUCCCAACAGCGUCUCCCAUCUAUCCGUGAUAGCAGCCGUCCACCCCGUCCGCGCCGCCAAAUCAGCGAACGCGACAUAUGCCCAAUCUGCAACUCCCAAUUCCCACCGCUGAGCGAGGGCAGCGAAGAAGCCCGCGAAGCACAUAUUCGCGAUUGCAUCGAGAAUCAUGGUCCGCGGGCGCGAUCAUCCUCUCUGGCUGCUAGCGGUAAUGCCAAUGGCGCCGGCACCGGCACCGGGCGUACGGGUCCGGGUCCGAUCAUACAACCCCAAUUACCCGUGCGAAUGGUCGCGUUCACCGCGACAGAGAAGGAUUGUCUAGGCCAUGAUACCGAGGCACAGGAGUGCACGAUCUGCAUGGAGGAAUAUGAAGUUGGACAGCCGCUGGUGAGGCUGGAGUGUUUGUGCAAGUUCCAUAAGAGGUGUAUUGUGGAGUGGUUUGAGAGGAAGAAGGAGUGCCCGGUGCAUAAGUCUUGA